Messenger RNA from Pseudomyrmex gracilis, 3021 nucleotides. It is a transcript of the gene dpr14, whose product is annotated as peroxidasin. NCBI's taxonomy places the organism in Eukaryota, Metazoa, Arthropoda, Insecta, Hymenoptera, Formicidae. The transcript has 9 exons. The coding region runs from base 1326 to 2261 and encodes 311 amino acids. Gene Ontology annotation, biological process: synapse organization. The record is from RefSeq and is a predicted model, not a curated record. Gene Ontology annotation, cellular component: neuron projection membrane.
UCUAACGAGCACCGGGUGAGAGCGGAGAGCAUUUCCACGGACCGAUUCAUAAGAACUCGAGCGAGCGAAAGUGGACGUGCUUUUUUCUCGCGUGCGCGCAUCGCUUCGGACGGACGUAUUAUAUUUAUUUUCUGCAUACACGCUUGCUCUUCGGCAACUAAAAGAUCUAAAAAAUUGUACCGGUGGUUUCCGAUACGCCUACAAAAUAUACAUAUAUAAUUUUUCGUCGCGUCGAUAACCAAUUAAACGUUACUGAAGAAAUAAACACGGGGAAUUGUUUUAUACAUAUAUAGUGCGAAGAGAGCGCGGCACACUGUGAUGUGUGAUGCGCGUCAUAUGUCGUCACACGGACGAAAAAAAAUUUGAAAAGCGGUGCUUUCGGACGUGUAUCCUCGAUGAACGAGCACCGUGAAAUUUUAGUGCUCCGGACCUCGAAUCUGUCAGCGGCAUGUGAUCGUGCACGAGAGAAAGGAAGAUAAAUCGCGCGCGAGUUCCGCACGCGAUCUCGAGCUAACCCCGCUUUAUAUUUUUUUGAUAUCGGUUGCUGCGGUUCGCGGAGUGAUCAUAAAAAUUGGAAACGCUGUUUUCUAAGCCGUGUUCCCGGACAAUUGACGUUUUCGUGAGAUUGUAAAUCGGGCGAUGUUUCGCGGGGAUUAUUGUUUCGACACAUCGAGCUGUGAUUCCACGCGAUUACUCCCGGUCGAACGAUAGUUCCCCUCCUGUAGUGACCACCUCCUCCCCGCCCUAGUUUGUGCAGAUGUAUCGCACGCUAUCUGACAGGAUGCGCGUAUCGGCGGACCGUGAAUGACUAUUACUACUUGAAGCGAUAAUCCCGAAAUGCUGGCGUUGCCGCGGGACAGAUUCGGUUUCGCAGUGAUGAUGACAGCGGUUCGCGCGAGCGAAUCAUAAGCACGAUCCGGGAGGAAGUAAAUAAUUGUAUGAUUUAAGCCCGUUUAUAAGCGACAAUGAAAGAGAACGAGGUGUGAGAGGAACAACCGUAUUAGCCUCAAUAUAAGACUUUUCUUUUCAUAACGGAAGGUGUCAAUAAUAGAGGGGGAGAUUUGUGAUUCUGACAGAAUCAAUUUUGGUGAAAUUGCACGAAGAGGAGAAGAACGGAGGGGAGCGAGUGAUUCGACGACCGAGGACCGUCGAGGGGAAAAAGGAAGCGAGCGAGGCGUCGAAAAAUAAGGCGUGCGAAAACACAUUUUUCGGAGGGCACCUCGCGGGAUACUUCACAGUGUUUGCGGCCGUACACAAAACAAAUAAACACAAUAAGUGCCGCUACCAAAUUUGGGAACAGAGAUGAGUUGAGGAUCGACUAUACGAUGUUGAGUCGUCUUUCGGCCGUGGUGGCCUCCAUUUUGGUUCACCAAAUACAUCUUCUGUGCACCGCCAAUACUGUAGGUGUGAAGCAGUUUCCGGGAUACGAAAACUUACCACGUUCAUUUUGGCAUGAACUUAGUUCACCUUUCACGGAGGUUUACGAAGUGGAGAAUUUCGUGACUGAAACAGGUGGCACGCCUGAACCGAGGCCGUUUUUCGAGGAUCCAGAAAGCAACGUUACCGUGCAGCUCGGCGCCGAGGUCUACAUGCACUGCAGGAUACAAAAUCUACAAAAUAAUCUUAAGGUGUCUUGGGUGCGUAGACGGGGAGGAGACGAAUUGCACUUACUCACCAUCGGUCUGGACACGUACGCGAGCGACUCCAGAUUCUCUCUGGCCUUUGAGAAACCUAAUGACUGGCGAUUGCUUCUACGCUCGGCCACGGAGCGCGAUGCCGGUCUCUACGAGUGUCAAGUCAGCGCCCAUCCGCCAUUAAUCAGAACUGUCCAUCUAGCGGUGUCAGUGCCGAAGGUGGAAAUAGUCGAUGAGCAUGGUGCCACAGCCGGUGACAAGUUCUACAAAGCAGGCAGUACAAUAGAGUUGAAGUGUGUAGUCAGCAAUAUACCGCAACCUACUGGCUAUGUCACGUGGCGACACGGAUCCCGUACAUUGAAUUACGACACGACUCGCGGUGGUAUCAGCGUCAAGACGGACAUGGGCGCAGCCGGUGCGGUAUCUAGGCUCUACAUUGCGAACGCGAAUAAAAUGGAUAGCGGUAACUACAGCUGCGCCUUAGCGGACGUAGCAGCAGCCACUAUGGUGUCCGUCCACGUACUAAACGGAGAGAAUCCAGCCGCCAUGCAACACGGCGGCACUUCGGCCCCGAGAGCGACCUUUAUCUUCACCGUUGUGAUAUCACUAUCGUCGCUUCUAAGGUGACCAUGAUGACCCCAGUGCGUUUUGAACCUGCGAUUCGAAUGGUGCUAACUUUCUCACCUUCUCCCUACGGAAACUCGUGCGCACUCGGAGUGUCCUUCCGGAUAUACGGACGGAGAACUUCGAGAACAUUUGAGCCGCUUCGCUCCUUUUGCAGGAAACCGCAUGGCAAUUGGCGCGAGAAAAUUGCAACGGAACACGGAUAUAUAUAUUCUCACGCACGGGACACGAACACGUAUGUGCGAGACAGAGACGUGUCACAUCCCCCUUCGUGAAUCCCCGAUCGUGAAGCAACUUUCGAACGAGUAGCUUCGCUAGAAAGAAGCACCAUCUCGCAAUUUCGGCGCGAGACGGCACGCGUAUCAGUUUCUUCGCAGACAUUUCUGAGUAUCUCACGGAGAAACUUGACUAAUCGCUUCCAACUACGAUCGAUGUACAGGAGAUUUAACGACGGAAUAGGGUUCGCGCUUAAGAGAACACGCGCGCUGCGAAUUUCGGGAAAGAGACGAACAGAAACUUUUAAUCUCCGCCUCGUUUGCGUGCGUGCGAGUGUGCGUGUGUGUGCGUGUGUGUGUGUGUGUGUGUUCGAGCUCCUGGUAUUAACUAAUGUGCGGACGCGUUGUUUUAUUGCGCGCGCGUUGUUUAAGCGCGUGCUCAAAUGCGGAAUCGUUGAUUUAAAAAAAUUCCGUUCAUGUGAUAUAAAUACGUAACGCGCGUGAAACUACUAUAUAUAUAUAUAUAUAUAUAUAUAUAUAUAUACACA